Cuscuta campestris is the source of this 1548-nucleotide messenger RNA. The record is from the annotation of a GenBank genome assembly. NCBI's taxonomy places the organism in Eukaryota, Viridiplantae, Streptophyta, Magnoliopsida, Solanales, Convolvulaceae.
CCUGGGAGUGAUUUUUUGGAGGGAUUAUCUAUAUUUUCCUCUUCACUCUUCCCGUUUGUCUCUGCCUGUGAAUCCCCUUUCCUGUUCCAACAGGAAAACCUAUUCUCUUUCGUCCCAUAUACGAAAGAGAGGUCUAGCGGGGGAUAGCACUGCAUCGAGCCGAAUCAAGUUCCUUAUCCUCUUCCAACAUGAACGAUCUUUUAUCGGGUUCGUUUGAGAACCGCAGCGAUCCUAUAAUUGGGAAUGGAGAUAUUGAACUUGGAAUUCAUAGACCAAUGAACUUGGACGAACUUCACCUGGAUAGUUUUAAUAAGCAGGUUGGAGAAAUCGAGAAAGAAUAUGAUAAGGUUAAUAAGUAUCUCAGAAAACUUCAGGAAGCCCAUGAGAACUCAAAGGUUGUAACAAAGGCUUCUGCAAUGAAAGCAAUUAAGCAGCAAAUGGAGAAAGAUGUUGAUGAAGUUCUAAAAAUUGCUCGAUCCGUAAGAAGAAAAAUUGAGGAGAUUGACAAAGAGAAUUUAACCAGCAGAAACAAACCUGGAUGUGGCAAAGGAUCAGCUAUUGACAGAUCAAGAUCUGCAAGAACAAUUGCAAUGAAAAAGAAGCUCAAAGACAAGAUGAUGGAAUUUCAGACUUUAAGGGAAACCAUCCAUCAAGAAUACCGUGAGGUUGUUGAGAGACGCGUGUUCACAGUUACGGGAAAUCAAGCUGAUGAAGAGACAAUUGACAGGUUGAUAGAGACUGGGGACGGUGAACAAGUAUUCCAGAAUGCUAUUAGGGAACAAAGAGGGAAAGGCCAGAUAAUGGACACCCUUGCAGAAAUCCAAGAGCGACAUGAUGCAGUAAAGGAAUUAGAAAGGAAGCUUCUAGACUUGCAACAGAUAUUCUUAGACAUGGCAGUGUUGGUUGAUGCUCAAGGGGACAUGCUUAACAACAUAGAAUCCCAGGUGAAUGCAACAGUUGAUCAUGUACAAUCAGGGAAUACUGCACUUCAGAAGGCAAAGAAGUUACAAAGGAAUUCCAGGAAAUGGAUGUGUUUCGCAAUACUCGUAUUCAUUUUAAUUGUAGCGAUCGUCGUAAUUGGUGUACUCAAGCCAUGGACCCGCAAAAAUGGCGCUUAAAUUAUCUCCUUUCGCCCCCACACCUGCCAUUUUAUAAAUAUGUACCAAUUAUCCUCUCACAAAAAAAAGAACCUCGUAUUUAUAUACAUCACACUAUGUUUACACAAAAGUACACUACUCUUACAGUACCUCGAUCUUGAACUAAUACACUGACACGAAUUAUUUGUGGAAUCGCACAUAAAGUUUUAAUCUCUGAUUAAAAACGACAAGUGUUUGGCUUGAGUGGCAGGAGGACCAUCCCUAAGGAUUUCGGGUGGGAAAGCUCAUCCAGGUUUGAUUUGAACUCCAUCCAAGGUCUUGAUUUUCUAUGUUUCAAUUGAGAAAGUACGUAUGAAAAGAUAUUAUAUUGUAAUAUAGGCAAUAGUGCAAAAAGUGUUGUGGUGGGGUGAUGUAUUGGUCAUUUCUCUUACACUAAAGCUUCCCUGCUAAA